Messenger RNA from Meriones unguiculatus (Mongolian gerbil), 240 nucleotides. Its product is annotated as transmembrane protein 258-like. The transcript has a single exon. Bases 1 to 240 code for a protein of 79 amino acids. Gene Ontology annotation, biological process: protein N-linked glycosylation. Gene Ontology annotation, cellular component: membrane-bounded organelle. NCBI's taxonomy places the organism in Eukaryota, Metazoa, Chordata, Mammalia, Rodentia, Muridae. The record is from RefSeq and is a predicted model, not a curated record.
AUGGAGCUCGAGGCCAUGCGUGCAUAUACCAGCCCAGUGAACCAGGCUGUCUUCCCACACCUGACCGUCAUACUUCUGGCCGUCGGCAUGCUCUUUACUGCCUGGUUCUUCACGUAUGAGGUCACCUCCGCCAAGCACACACGCGACAUUUACAAAGGGCUCCGUAUCUCCUUGGUGGCCUCACUCUUCAUGGGCUUUGGAGUCCUCUUCCUCCUGCUCUGGGUUGUUGUCUACUUAUGA